AUGACAGCUGCACACGCCAAGCAUAUAUACGAGACCAAAGGACUGGACCUGACAUCGGCGAUACAGUUCGGUCUUAAGGAUCUGCUGAAUGAUCUGCCGUUCCUAGAGGACUACCUCAGCUGGCUGACCAAACUCAUCAACAAGACACUCGUACCGAGAACUGGCCCAUUGAGCAUUGACGAAGCGAAUCUCGUACUGGUACAAUGGUCCUUCCUUUUCUCGGCGAUUAUAAGAGAUCUGACACUGCGGUCUGCAUCGAGUUUCGGACACUUCCACUUGGUGCGGUUACUGAUGGAUGAGUAUGUGGCCUACUCCAUAGAUACGUACAAACGCACACAACAAAGUAUAGAGAUAGCAAACAAGGUCUGGGGUAUGCAGUAGGAUACAACCUUCCUUCGACAACUAUCUUAGAAGGUGCAGAGGGAUGCAUGACUUGUACUAUAGGCACACACAAACACACACAACAAAGUAUAGAUACGACAAACAAGGUGUGGGGUAUGCAGUAGGAUAUAACCUUCAUUCGACAAUUCACUUAGAAGGUGUAGAGGGAAGCAUGACUUGUAUCAUAGGCACACACAAACGCACACAACAAAGUAUAGAGAAGCCAAACAAGGUUUGGGGUAUGCAGUAGGAUACAACCUUCCUUCGAGAACUAUCUUAGAAGGUGCAAAGGGAUGUAAGACUUGUAAUUUAGGCACACACAAACGCACACAAAGUAUAGCUAUGACAAACACGGUCUGGGGUAUGCAUAAAGAUACAACCUUCCUUCGACAACUAUCUUAGAAAACGCACACAACAAAGUAUAGAAAUGACAAACAAGGUCUGUAAUUGCUUCUCUUGUCCACGACCAGUGCCGAGUGACAGGAUCCAAGGAAUGUUAUACUCUUCAGCUCACAGAUGGCAUUUGUAUGCAUAAGGAGAUGAGUGCAGACUGACAAAAUCAUUGAUAGCAUUUUCAUGGGCAAAGAGAAGAAUGUUUGAUGAACCAAUGAUCCAAGACUACGCAUAAGCUUGAAACGCCAAUCGUCGUACUCAUAAAGAUGUCGGAAAUAACAGAUGGUACCAACACCAGCAUCAUAUCCUACCCGUCUACUUGGUCCCCAUGGAAACCCUUUCUAUCCUACCCGUCUACUUGGUUCCCAUGGAAACUCUUUCGCUGCUGGUUAUAACUACACACGCCGAAAGGAGAAAUGUAGUAAAUGCCGGUGAUAGCAUACAUUAUAAACCAGGAGCCGAUAUGAGCGUCCGAAAUAGUAGCUACAGAUGUAUAGCAUACGCCCAAUAUAAAGCUUAAGGGUGACGAGAAC
Messenger RNA from Sphaeroforma arctica JP610, 1307 nucleotides. RefSeq lists its product as hypothetical. The transcript has 4 exons. Gene Ontology annotation, biological process: regulation of transcription by RNA polymerase II. The record is from RefSeq and is a predicted model, not a curated record. Gene Ontology annotation, molecular function: RNA polymerase II cis-regulatory region sequence-specific DNA binding; DNA-binding transcription factor activity, RNA polymerase II-specific. NCBI's taxonomy places the organism in Eukaryota, Ichthyosporea, Ichthyophonida. Bases 1 to 381 code for a protein of 126 amino acids.